This is a messenger RNA of Anguilla anguilla (European eel), 5883 nucleotides long. It is a transcript of the gene clip2, whose product is annotated as CAP-GLY domain containing linker protein 2. Gene Ontology annotation, cellular component: microtubule plus-end; cytoplasm; nucleus. The coding region runs from base 775 to 3954 and encodes 1059 amino acids. NCBI's taxonomy places the organism in Eukaryota, Metazoa, Chordata, Actinopteri, Anguilliformes, Anguillidae. Gene Ontology annotation, molecular function: microtubule plus-end binding. Gene Ontology annotation, biological process: cytoplasmic microtubule organization. The transcript is spliced from 18 exons. The record is from RefSeq and is a predicted model, not a curated record.
UCACAAUAUUCCUCCUUUGCAAUUCUUUUGCUAACAACUGGGCGACCAGCCCUCCUCUCUUCCCUGUCACGAUUUUCUCCUCGCUUGACUCGCUCUUUUCCUUCGCCUUUUGUCUGGCUCAGCCAGUGCCAGAGGGAGACAGUUAACAGAGAAAAAACGAAACAAGGCCGACGACCGAGCUUGACUAGGAACACAGCCGAAAGCGAAAAAAUAGCGGAGCCACCUCCCCCCUCUGUUCAGCACAGUUCAAGAACAGCCCAAUCCAUUGCUCUGUCUCCUUAGCAGGACCUUCCUUGAGAAGGAUUUGCGCUGCUGAUGCUGCGUUACUGAAAAUCUCUAACACAUAGCCUACAGAACAUACAAAGCACGCGGUCUCGUGUUGGUGGCCUAUAGGAUAAAGAACAGACAGAAAAUACUAUUCGAUUGCCUGCAACCCGCGUUUGUAAGAUGACCCGGCAUUUCAAUUGUCUGGAUACUGCGGCUUGCAUCCUGCCGCACGCUUCCUCUCACUUCUAGCUCAGCAUCCAUAUUUUUCGCAUCUCCGUGUGUGGCUGUAGGGAGUGGCAGGCUACUGAUAAAUUGCUAACGUUAGGAUUACUUUUGCUGUGUCUGCUACGGAACGUCAGAGUUUCUCCACGACUACAGGAUAUAUUUGGUUAUCUCGGAUAUUUAAGGUGAAAUGGGAGGGGAAGUUAAACAUUCUAACGCCUAACACUUACACCAGUGCUCCCCAAAAGCCAGGGAACUUCAGUGUACGUGUCUGCGCAGAAAGUUAUGAAUAUGCUGAAGCCGAGUGGACUAAAGAUUCCGGGAAGAGGCCCAAAACACUCCAGUCCUGUGGGAAGAUCUUCUGCUGGGUCAUCUUCUGGCACGACAACACAGAAAGACAGCCCUCCAAACAAACAGACCACCCCGACGCCUAGCAAUGCUUCGGACAAGUCGAGCUCCAAGGUGUCCGAGGUUGGAGACGAUGUCUUGGGAGACUUUGUGGUCGGCGAGCGAGUGUGGGUGAAUGGUGUGAAGCCGGGGUGCAUCCACUACCUGGGGGAGACUCAGUUUGCCCCAGGACAGUGGGCAGGGGUAGUGCUGAACGAGCUCGUGGGCAAGAAUGACGGCUCUGUGGGGGGUGUGCGCUAUUUUGAGUGCCAGGCCCUUCAGGGCAUUUUCACCCGGCCCUCCAAGCUCACCCGACAGCCAGUCGGGGACGGGAGCGACGCCCAGUCCACCGAAUCGCUCACGACCCAGAACCUGACGCUCCUCGGAAGCUCCGCCCCCUCCGCCCAGCGCGUGGUGAUGCCCCUGCGGGAGGGCAUGCUCAACAGCUCGGUGAAGACGGGUAACGAGUCCGGCUCCAACAUGUCCGACAGUGGCUCUGUCAAGAAAGGAGGGGAUAAGGACCUCAGAGUUGGAGACAGGGUGCUGGUUGGCGGCACUAAAACAGGUGUGGUACGAUACGUUGGAGAGACGGAUUUCGCCAAGGGGGAGUGGUGUGGCGUUGAGCUGGACGAGCCAUUGGGAAAGAACGAUGGAGCGGUGGCCGGUACCAGAUACUUCCAGUGCCCGCCCAAGUUCGGCCUCUUCGCCCCCAUCCACAAGGUCAUCCGCAUCGGCUUCCCCUCCACCAGCCCCGCCAAGGCCAAGAAGAGCAAGCGCAUGGCCAUGGGCGUGUCCUCGCUGGCCCACAGCCCCAGCAGCUCCUCCAUCAGCUCCGUCAGCUCCGUGGCGUCCUCGGUGGGCGGGCGGCCCAGCCGCACCGGACUGCUGACAGAGACGUCGUCGCGGUACGCCCGCAAGAUCUCGGGCACCACGGCGCUGCAGGAGGCGCUGAAGGAGAAGCAGCAGCACAUCGAGCAGCUGCUGGCCGAGAGGGACCUGGAGCGGGCCGAGGUGGCCAAAGCCACCAGCCACAUCUGUGAGGUGGAGAAGGAACUGAGCGUGCUCAAAGCCCAGCAUGCGCAGUAUGCAACAGAGACUGAGAACAACCUGCAGCAAGUGCGAACUCUAUUGGCUAGCACACAGAAGGACAAAUUUGAACUGACCAAUCAGCUUGAGGAGGAGAAAAGGAAAGUGGAGGAUCUUCAGUUUAGAGUGGAGGAGGAGUCCAUCACCAAAGGAGACUUGGAGACUCAGACGAAAUUGGAACAUGCUCGUAUUCGGCAGCUCGAACAGAGCCUGUGGUUAGAAAAGACGAAAGCGGAAAAUCUUCUGAGAGAAUUAGAGGAAAAGAGGGGUGGAACCAAACAUGGUGCACUACCCCUGAGGUUGGGUAAGAGAAAGCAGCAAACCACAGAGGAAGAGAAGAGCCGGGUGUUGCAGCUGGAAGAGGAGCUGGCGCUGCGCAAGGCUGAGAUCGAAGAGCUGCAGGUCAGGCUGAAGAGCCCCAAUGUGUCUGAGCUGGGAGAGCCAGGGCCCGGGCUGCACAGCGAGGCCUUCCUCCUGAGGGAGCAGCUCCUGACGGCCGGCCGCGAGCACCACCGGGAGAGCAGUCAGCUGCGGGAGAAGCAUGGGGCUGAGCUGAGCACCGCGAAGCGUGACGCGGAGCGGCUGCAGGCCUCCGUCAGCAAGCAGGCCCGCCAGAUCAGUGAACUGAAGCAGAGGCUGCAGCAGGCCACGCGCGAAAACAUGGAGAUGAUGGACAGCUGGAAGUCCAAGCUGGACACCCUUGUGCAUGAUCACCAGCGGUCCCUGGAAGACCUGAAGGCCUCCCUGACCACGGACGGCACCAAGGACGGCCAGGACAAGGACCUGGUAGAGCUGCGGACAGCACUGGAGAGCCUCAAGCUGGAGCACCAGCUGGAAGUGGAGAACCUGAAGGCCAAACAUGAGAUCGAGGCAGCGGUCCUGGCCAAGGAAAAAGAGGACCAGCGGUCCAGGCUGCAGCAGGCCCAGGAGGAGCUAGAGGAGAGCGUGGAGAGCUGGAAGAGGCAGGCAGAGCUCAAGGCCUCCCAGCACGCCCUGGAGCUGAAGGAAGCUAACGACAAGCUGCAGAAGGCCGAGCUCAGACUCUGCGACCUGGAGAAGCUCCAGGAGGAGUACAAGGAGCAGGCCCAAGCCAAAGAGCUCCUGGUAGAGAAGCUGUCACUGGCCGAGAAGAAAAUGGUGGACUACGAGGCCCUGCAGAAGGCAGAGGCAGCGAGCCGAACUGAGAUCAGCAGCCUUCAGGAAAAGCUGAGGGUGACUGAAAACCGUCUGCAGGCCAUGGACUCUGACAACACACCUCAGGAUGCCAAUAUGAUAGAAAACAAUGACAUCUCUGAUGAGAAGAUGAAUUUAAAGCAGACUGUAGAAGAGACCACGGAGAAACUAACAAAGAGGGAAAAAGAAGUGUCCACAUUGUCAUCACAAAUUGAUGCCCUCAAAUCACAAAUCUCGGCCCUAGAGAGUAAGGUUCGCUCCGGGGAGAAGAAAGCUGAUGCACUCCACCGGGAGAAGAUGCGCCUGGAGGCCGAGCUGGAGUCCAUGACCAAGAAAUCCCAUGAUGCCUCAGGGCAACUGGUUCUUAUUAGCCAAGAGCUUCUUAAGAAGGAAAAGAGCCUGAAUGAGCUGAGGGUGUUGCUGCUGGACUCACCCCGACACUCCCCGGGCCUGGACAGGGACCUGAGCCGGGAGGUACACAAAGCCGAGUGGAGAGUGAAGGAGCAGAAGCUACAGGACGACAUCAAGACCCUGCGGGAGAAGCUGCUGCUGCUGGGCCGGGAGAGGUCCUCCCCGGACCACCGCAGGUACUCCAUGAUGGACCCGGCGGCCUCUGAAAUGGAGGUAGCCAGGCUGAAGCAGAGGCUGCUGAACACGGAGGAUGCUCUGAGGAACGCUCUGGAGCACAACCAGCACGUGGACCAGCUGGUGCAGGCCAUGCGCACCAAUCCCGACAAGACUCAGGCACCCGGGAGUGCAAAUUCAGCCAAUGGGAUUCAUGAGCAGGACAAGCCUUUUACACAAGAAGAAAAACACUGAUGAAGGAAAGCAGCAGACCAUGUUGGUGGCUUUGGGAAUUUGUGAAGGUGAAUUGUCAAUUGGGAGAGGAUGGUCUCAUGUUUAGACAUUGGGGAGUGGUACUGAAGUUUCAACGGACACUUGAAGACAUUUUACGUUUACAGUUAUUACCAAAACCAUGGCUUGAUGUUUCACAGACAAAUAAGAUCUGUGACUGAAACAGCUCAUGACAGAUAAUCAGACCCCCCUUAAAUACCCACUAAUCAUACACGGAGGUGAUAAAUUCAUGGUACGAUGACUUGCUACUUUUAGCAACCUUUCCAGACUACCUCCAACAAUUAGAAGACGACUGGAACCACACAAUGUCACUAAACUGGAAGACCCUGGAUUCUCUUUUAGAAGAUUUAAUUGAAACCUUCUGAUGAUUUACUGACUGCCUUCUGUAGACUCUUGAAAUUUUGAUACCGGUUGAAGUUAGUCCAGAUUUUAGGCUGAAUUGAAACUUUUUUUUAUUUAUUUGCUGUGCUGCCACCCUGUUUCUGAUUGGCCAAUGGCAAGCACAUGUAGACUUUUGAACAACCGGCUAAACCUCAUCUGCUUUAUAGGACCUGCUUCAUUUUCCCCCAGCGUGUUAUGUACAUGUGAAUAAAAAUGAAAAGGCUACCAUAAUUCCAUUGGGGCCUGUUUUGUGAGUAUUUGAAUAUAUAUUCUUUGGACCUGUGCAUUAUACAAUAUUUAAUCCUACCGAGCAAAUCCAACUGAAUUGGUGCAGUAGCACUUAAUAGCUUUUAGCGUAAUGACUUGCUAACUGCUGUUAACUGAACUGUAUGGAAUUGCACCAUGGCUAUGCUUGACUUGACAUUGGUAAACUACACCACUUCAUGUUUUUAAAGCUUAGAAACUGAAUGAAUGGAUUGGGAAGAUAACUUUAUUUAAAUGCCAGUAUUAGGAUUUGUUAUAAAGGCUUUGAAAAUUGUUACCUGUCUUCUUAGACAGACUCUACGAUACCUUAUGGAAAUCUGUCAGGGUCAAUGGGAUAGAGCUACUUUGGCCUUCAAUUCAACUCCUGUAUUGCUUGAAAUAAAACCAGAAGUUCAGCAGGCCACUUCCUGAGGUGGAGAAUCCAGAUUUCAUUUUCAACAGUGAAAGUCAUACUGUUUGUUAUAAACUAUGUCUUCCAUUUUUUUAUUUAUCUCCAUUUAAAAAGUCUCCAUUUUAGGCCAUUACAGUAUUUACUGGAGAUAUCGUAGUACAAUGGGAAACUUGAAAUAGAAAAGGCUAAAAAUGCCCAUAUUUUCUCAGUUGUCCAGAACCUGUUCUUGAUCUUUUUUGUGAAAAACAAGUGUCAGUUUAUAUAAGCAUGCCUCGUCAGUGGUCUGCUGCAUUUUGCUUAAAUCUUAAGUUGGUAACAUAGCCUUUCUACCUUAGUGUACUUUUAUUUUACCAAUCACAUGGACAUUCUAACUUAACAAAAAAGUCAAUGGAGUGUUAAGUCUAAAAUGUUGUCUUCUAAAUUAUUUUUUGUAAUCAGAGCUUGGUUAUAUUAUGAAGUACACAAUGGUUAUGCUAGCACACUGGCUUUAAAAAUGGCAUACACUUGUUAAUCAAAGUCAAAAACAGGUUUCAAGACCAUCAUCAGUAUAGAAUAAAAUGAAUAAACCUACCUUUGAGUUCCCAGUCCUCCACAGGCAUAUUCAAUAUUUUCUGAAUCUUUAUAGACAUGAACAAGAAAAAUUGCCCCCAAAGAAGUAGGAAGUCUAGGACCUUUCAGUGAUACACAGUAAGGGUACAUCAGAUAGGCUUGCCCCCAGUCAGCACUGGUGAAUUUACGCCUUGUCUUUGUCAUUAAACACAAUAUUUCUCAACUGUAACCCUCUACAUACCCUGUGGUUCUGUAACUCCAUGGUUUUUGAGACUCUUGGUCAUUAAAUAUUAACAAUGUGGACAACA